AUGGUUGACGAAACGGUUCCUCACAAGUGCAAGCGCGAGGGGCGGUUUUCGCAGCCGAAGAAGUACGGCUGUGACAUGCUUCCAGGGUCGGUUGUUCCGCAGGAGUCUAAUAUGAAAGGUACUUCCAUCUCUCCCUCUUCCAGUCAGCAAGCGAGCAAGCAGCAGUCAUCGGUGCAGGCUCUCAUCAAUAAUAUCGAUGAUCUGCUGCUGCUACUACUACUGCUGCUGCUUCUGCACGCACGCACGCACGCCCGCCCGCACUCUCGUCCACGCCAGACACGCGACCUACUCGCCUGCACGCAACUUUCGUCGAUGCUGCAGCAGUGCAGCGCGCAGUGGACAUGCCGCUGCACUAGUAGCAUAGACCAGGGGGGCGCGGCAGCCGAUGAGCGAAUCGUGUCAGGCGAGUGGCAUCCCCUUGCCGUGGACCAACAGCCACAGACGCCGCCGCCCGUGUUGCAGCAGGACAGCCACAGCGGCAGUGUUGGACGGGGCCGCUCAGGGCACCUCCGCGGCUUUGACUCCGUUGUUCCUGCGCCUUCCUUGCAUCUUUUGCCUGCAAUGCGAAUGCCUGGAACAGCAUCUGCAGACCAUCUUCACUUCUACGCACCAUCGCACCGACGCGCGCCUGGCAGGCUCACUCGAGGCCGAGAAGCGACGGGCCUUCCCGCUGUGUUCACAGCGGACUCUCCACCAGGACCAGGACUACCUGUUUCGCCACUCUUUACAGGGGACUCUCCUCCUCCGGUACGGUGGCGCAGAGAGGAGGCAGGCAAGGCAAGGCAAGGCAAGGCGAGGCAAGAUGCUCGCUUCAGUACACAUGCCACCAGCGACCACACUAUCAGACAUGGACCGAAUGCACUGUACAGAAGCCCUUUGGAUGACCAUGGGCGGAGCGAACAAAGAAGAACCUUCGGCGAAUCUGUGCAUGUGCUGUACGAGCCUCAGGCACUGACGACAUGUGCUCCCUGUGGCGUCCGUCGCCACAGCAGCGCCAGUGAGGCUUACGGACCAAAAACUUGCACGACGAUGCAGCAGCUCGAUGUCGCUAAUUGGCCAGCGAUCGCAAUAAAUAUGGACCCUGGCUGGGCGAUCGAAUCAGCGUGCCACCUGCAGCUGAUAUGUAUGCAUCCAUCGGCCUGUCCCUGCAUAUGUGAAGCCACCACACAUUUCGAGCUUACGGACGUUUCAAUCAGCACUGGGUUUGAUAACAGAGUAUACCUGACCUGCUGCUUCAAGACUCUCGAUCUAGGCAUCCUCGAGACCGCUCACAAUACACGCGCGAGGAUUCACUUGGCAGUGGUCAGACAUACGACGAGCCCGAACUCGCAACUAUCGUCCGUCUCCAAUCAGACCAUGGAUGAGUUCAGUUCUCUUCCGAAUAACAUGCAUUUCCUGUUCGGCGCCCGUUCGCUGGCUGCAUGCAUGCAAUGCGCAUGUCACAUGAGGACGGCAGGUCGCUACGAACGUAGGACGCAGGAAACGUGGAAGGAACGGAAAAAGGAGGAAAUGGAAUGGAAAGGAUCAUUUACCUACAAGUCUAGGGCAGAAGCAGAAGCAGAUGGGUCGACCGCUGUGGGAAAAAGUUGGGGCCUCUUUGGCGCUUGGGUGGGGGCGAUGCAAGCGAAGAUAAGGUUACAGGGUAGAGUUGAGUACAAAGGUACAUGUAUGUAUUUCUCCGAAGACGACGAAAAGAGGAAAAAGAUUUUCUCUCGCCCUCUCUCCCUCCCUCUUUGUCUCUCGGGCAUCGCAACGCAACGCCUGACUUGAGUGCGUGCGUGCGUGCGCGCAGCAUGCUGUUUUUUGUCCCUCUCCCAGCUCCCAAAGUUCGCAAUCAAAAAGACAUAAUAAUAACAACAACUAGACGCAGCUGCUUGAUCAUUUUUCUCUUUUACACGUCUCCAUUACAACUAAGAAAGAGGCCCCGGCACCCUCUUUUCUCUGCUUCGAUGAUUCUGCUCUGUUGCAUCUGUUCCGACAGCGAAAAUGGCGUACAAAAAACAAGGCGAAAGUGUAAAUUCAAUCCGAUAAAUCCGCAUUUUCCUUCCCGCCGGCCAUCCUUUCCUGCCCUCACCUCCCUUUUUGAUCCCACGCAAUGCAAUUAUGAACAGCCAGAUCUGGUCCCGUUAAAAAAAAUGAAUGGACAGCCCGCCUUUUCGUUCGCGUGUGGGUAUACGAUCCUGUGAUAGUCGAAACUGAGUUGCUCGCAAACAUAUUUUGUCUCUGGUGGAGUCGACUCCAAAUGAAUGCAAGUAUGCCACCAUGUCAUGCACUGCGCAUCAUUCGUGUUGCUGUUCUCUUUUAAGCUUAUCCAGACGCCGCCGUACUCCAUGACAUCCUUUGAACAUCUCAUGGACUCCUAAUCCAUGGUCUGGUAAAGAUCGCCCAAGGUCGGCUCGUUGCUAGUGGUCUUGUCCUUCCUGAAACUCCAUUUCGACUUCUUCUUCUCUUCGCGCUUCUUCUUCAUAUCUGCCCAGCCUUCAUCCUCGUCCUCGUCCGCGGGCCGGUUGUUGACCUUCGGUGCACCUUUGGCUUUGUCUAUGACUCGUACCGUCGGCUUGGGUGCCUGAACAGUGUUUGCGCCAUAGGGCGUCCCGGGCACAUUGGGGGCGUUUUGUUGUGCAGCAAAUUGCUGCAAGGUAAGUGAAGAGGUCAUGCUCUGCGAUCUGGAAGCCUCGCCAUUUUGAGUGACAGGACGAUAACGAGAAGGCAUGCCGACGUUGCUGCGUUCGCUCGGUGCAAUCGAAGGUGUAUAUCCCGCUCCAGGUCCAGUCUGCGGGACGUUGAGGCCAUUCGUGGAAGGUGCAUAACCUGGCAUUGCGCUGUUCGGCCGAGGACCGCUUGGGUUCGCCGCACUGCCCCAUCCGCUAGGAGGAUUGGUCAUCGUCAUGCUACGGGGCUGGUUCGAAGGAGCGAAGCCCUGUUGGCUGGCUAUUGACAUUGGUCGAUUGGCAUCAUUGAAGUUGACUCCAAGAUAGUCCUGCUGCUGUGGCUGCGGGUUGGCUGAAGGUGUCAUCCCGCCUCCCAUUUGCGCCUGCUGCAUGUUGAUUACGUUCUGCAUCAAUUGCAUCUGCAUGGCCAUGAAUUGCUGCAUCUGUUGUUGGCUCCCGUCUUGAGGCAUCUGCGGCAUCUGCGGCAUCUGCGGCAUCAUUCCAGACAUACCACCCAUCAUCAUGGGGUUGAAUUGUUGUGGCAUCGAGGCCAUUGGUGGCAUGCCGCUGGGACUGUAUACAGAUGGCGGCAUGACAUUGCCCAUCGACAUGGUGCGCUGCAUGUUGAACGGUGGAUUCAUGUUUGAAGGCAAAGGCAUGGCGCCGCUCAUCAUCGCGGCAGGGUUAGUGCUUCCUCGUCUCGCAGCUCUAGCCUUCUCCUCCCCAGCAAUGACGCCGACCAGCCCACCGGGAUGCCCCCCUCCAGGAGUUUGUGCCAUGCCAGGGACCAUGAGAUGUGGUGAUCCAGGGGGCAUACCUACGACCGAGCCGGCAGGGUUGCUGAACGCCAAGGACUCGCGAGUGCUCGGAUUGACCAGGCCAGCACCGAAAUACGGGUCCUGCGGUAGUCGUCGAGCAAAUGGAGGCAGAUUGCCCUGCCCUGCACCGCCAUUGAUCACAGAGCCGGCAGCAGAGCUCUGUCUUUGGUGAAGAAGAUCGUUCUCCCCAACUUUCAUGGGUGGACGACCACGGUUUGGAAAGUUAUGAGCUUGCAAAAUGCCCAAUGGGACAUCCUCAUCUUCAUCGUCAUCCUGACGACCAAGGAUCGUUGCCUCGGGAGGCCUGCCACCAAUGCCACCCAAAUGCAAGCCAAUACCGGCCGGUGAGGUUGCGGCAUGGUGCGCGGAUGGUCGGGUAGAGGACGCAGAAGACGGUAGGUCUGUUGGCCCACCACCGGUGACCUUCUUCAUCUGCUGGCGGUAUACGGACAUGUUGGCCUCCUGCUUGCGCCGUUGUGUUGCCAGCUUCCGCGCAUGUUCCACCUCAUCCUCUUCAUCGUAGUCAUCCUCUGACAAAUCCUCCUCUUCACUCGGUGAUUCACUCUGUCCUCCUUGCUGCAUCAUGGCUUGGUACUGAGCUUUCGUCAUGGUCUUUGGGUUGCCGCUCUCAGUGCGUUGAUGGAGGUCAGCUCGUGAUGGACGUGUGGAUGGACCGGCAGGCGAUGCAUCGAACAUGGACUUAUCGUUCAACGCGUUCAACGUCCGAGCGGCGCGCGGCGUGGUCGUGUUGCUCUCGGGCACAUCUUCCAUUGAGCUGUUCGGCGAGGUGGGACCAUUGCGUGAGGCGGCAGCGAGUGCGUGAGGCGGUGGUCGUGUAGUCGAAUUGGUGCUUGUUGACAAUUUGGACGCAGAGGGAGACAAACUUUGGGUGUGCGGUGCAUCCCGCAGUUGUACCUUUCUAGUCCACCGAUCUUCAUCGUCCACCUGCGCUUGUCGACUCGCAUAUGCAGGCUGCUUCUCCUUCUUCGCACCCGCAGCCAUCAAACUCGCAGAGAAGUCUUCAACAGACUCCUGCCCAAGGCUAGGAGAGUUGUAGCGCUCAGGAACACGCGCAUAACCGGGCUGGGACGACUUGCCGUGGAAUGCCUGGGCAAAGGCGGCUCCCAUGGCCGGUCCGGCCAUGCCAGCGCUCGGUAGACCCGGUGUGCUUACUCUUGACACGAGUCCAUCAUUGGAGCUGCCGUCGUCCCAAGAGCGUGGAGAGGAACUUUCCGCACGACUAAACAUUUGCGGUUGGGGAGAUGGCGUGAAGCCGUUCCUAGAUAAUGCCCGUGGUGGAUACGUGGGCUGCGACUCCUGUUUCACAUAAGAAUUGCUCUGUGCUGCCGUGGUGGAGCCGAUCAGGCCACGAUGGGCCGGCGGCGGCGGUGGUAGCGAUGGUGACGUUGGCAUGGGCUCUUUCUUGAGGCUCUCAAACAUGUUGCCAAAGUCAUCGCUGCCAAAGUCAGGACUUGAUAGCUUCAAGUCAGUGGUGGUCGGCACGGCAGUACUGGCAUAGCUGCUGGUGGUCAUGGCACGUUCCCUCAAAGGACUGCGGGUUCUUUCGGGAGAGUUCGAACCGGGCGCGGAAGCGUCGUGCGGUGGAGGCAAGGACGAGAUAUCUUUCGAUGGCGAUUUUGCAUGCUUGUUAUUGCCAAACGAGAAGGCGCGUGCCGCUCGGGAGGAGAAUGUUGGCGGCGGAGGUAGUGGUGGAUCGUUGUUUGGCGCGCUCACUUUCUGGUACAUGCCCGUCGUGAAAGCCUUUUGUGGGUGAGGAGGGAACAGCUCGUCGUCGUCGGGAGCGCGAUGUUCUUGGUCGACUGACGAGGGAAGAGUCGAAGUCGAGCUGUGCUUUGCGGAGGCGCUCGAGCUUUCGUAGUAGCCACUACUUCCGGAAUUCGUGGUGCCGCUACUGCCCCUAGUCCCAUUUAGUGGCCAUCCAUUGCGCUGAUUACGAGCUGUAGAGUCGACCGACCUGUUCGGCCCUAGUGUCAAGUUGUCCACACUCUUGCCUCGCAGUGCAUUCAAAGGAGCGUUGUAGGCGCGGCCGUUGCUCGUAGGCUUUUCACGGCCAUACGAAGCCGCCUUUUUGGAAUCCGGCCGCUCGAUCACGCGAAAGGUCGAUUGUGUUGGCGAUGCGGCGCCCUCGGUGGGCUCGAAGUCGAGAGCGUUGCCGGAAGACUUGCGCCGGCCGAAUCCCUUCAGGUUCAGGCCUUUUGGCAUAGAGCCGGUAUUUCGUGUUGUUUGUAUGGGGAUGUUUCCAAUGCCUGCUUCCCGCGGCUAAAUGUCCCAGGGCUCGUGGUCGUGCGCGACCGAUGCCUCUUGCUCCUCACUACUCUUAUUGUCCCAUGAAAAGGGCGCCAAAUGAAUACGUAUGUACAGAUGGAUCGUGUCGGGGUAUCACAUUAAGAAGGAGGAGGAGGAGGAGGAGGAGUGUGCCGUGUCGUUCGGAUGGCGUGUCCCAGGAGGGCGGGUGGACGUGAAGGACGCGGGCCAGUGGGUUUGGGAAUCCCAACGGAGAAUUGUAUCGAACGACGAAUGUGCUACCGUGCGUUUCAGUCUGCGUAUAAUUCUAGCGGCGUCAGCGCUCGAGCUGCUUUCUGCUUCUGCUUCUGCCUUCUGCUUUGGCUUCGGCUGCUCUCGUAGGCCACUGGCGGUGUAUGUAGGGGAGCUGUGCAAUCAGAGCGUCCCGCGACAGCAAAGGAGGGCCAGCCGAGAAAAUGCGUCGCAAGCGUCCCAGUCAUUCAUCCAAGGAUCAUCAGGCACGAACUUCCGAUGAGCAGCAGCAGCAGCAGUAGGAGGUAGCAGCAAUAGCAGACACUUCGGCGCGCGCGCGGAGCAGCCCUCAGCAGCAGACUCCGCUCCUCUUUUUCUAUGUAUGCUUGCACCACAGCGUCGCACGGGCAGCGAGCAGGGUUUAUUGCGCCUGCCUGCCUGCCUGCUUGCCUGCCUGUCUGUCUGACUGUCUGAAUUGGGACAAUAAUGAACUUAC
Sphaerulina musiva SO2202 is the source of this 6461-nucleotide messenger RNA. RefSeq lists its product as uncharacterized. The record is from RefSeq and is a predicted model, not a curated record. Bases 1 to 1770 code for a protein of 589 amino acids. Lineage: Eukaryota; Fungi; Ascomycota; Dothideomycetes; Mycosphaerellales; Mycosphaerellaceae. The transcript has 15 exons.